Molecule: messenger RNA, 916 nt
Organism: Vicia villosa (hairy vetch)
Lineage: Eukaryota; Viridiplantae; Streptophyta; Magnoliopsida; Fabales; Fabaceae
Exons: 2
Coding region: 98-916 (272 amino acids)
Source: RefSeq, a predicted model, not a curated record
CGGCUUCGAUCAAGGGUUCCUCGGGGCAUAAUUUCCCAGCUCGUUCGUCAUAUCAAGAUCGUUGCUUAGCGAAGGAUUCUCCCCGGCCAUCUACAUCAUGUCUGCAAAGGCUAUGCCGGAGAAGGAGGAUAAUAUCCUGAAACAAGCAUUGGAUGCGAGGAAGAAUCAGAAGAAGAGGAACCAGGGUACCGGAGCUGGAGAGAACUCAGGCUCGGCAGGCUCCCCUCACAAGAUUCAUGUCGACGAGAGGUUACCCAAGAGACCUCGUGCUUCCGAGGGGGGACGUCCGGAUCAGUCGAACCUGGGUCCCGGGCGCGCCUUCGUGUUGCCUUCUUGCUACAAGGAUGGAGGCUAUUUUGAGAAGUUCCCCUUGGCUACCUCACCGGAUGAAGCUCGUCGGAUCAGUGAUAUGGAUCCCCCGUCUCUUCAGAAACAGUUGGCGUGCGACAGUGCCGCCGUGGUGAGGGUCUUGGAGAUGGCCCAAGUGUUGGCUAGUGGAGGUUCGGGCUCGACCGAGGCCCUGAAGGAGGCCGAGGCGGCUAAGAAGGUGGCCGAGGACAAGGUGAAGACCAUGGAGGUCGAGCGCAAGGAGUUGAGGAAGAAGGUCGAUGCGGCCCUGAAGCAGAAAGAUGCGGAGGUCGCGGCUGAGAAGAAAAAGCUGGCUGACCUUCGACUCGAAUGGGCUCCCUCGGCUGACGAGUCGCCGGAUGUGGCAGCUCUGAAGUCCAGGGCUGAGUUUGCGGAGAAGAUAGAAAGCCUGAAGAUAAGCCUGGCCGACAUGGCCGACGUCGGUUUCGAGCGUGCUCUUAACCAGCUGAGGCUUCUGAACCCUGGUUUGAAGGAGGAUAAUGUCGGGCUCUCUUCGAGGAUCGUAGAUGGCGUGUUGGUGCCUGAGUCCCCGGGGAGUGAAGAGUAG